AUGCCAGCAAAUGGGAUAUUAAAAACACAAAUUUGUGAAAAGAAAAGGAAAAGAAUGAUUUCAAUUAGGGAAUCUGCAAGGCGAUCUAGGAUGAAAAAACAAAAGCUUGUGCAAGAAUUGACAAAGGAAGUCAGCAAAUUACAAGCUGCCAACAGAACCAUUGUGGCUAAAAUUGAAGAGACUACAAAGAGGUUGACAUUUUGCACUGCUCAGAAUAAUGUGUUGAGGGCACAGGAAAUAGAGUUAACAGAUAGGUUAAAAUCUCUGAACGAUUUGAUUAAUCAUAGUGCUUUGGAACAAAUGCAUGGUUAUGUCAAGUUUAUGAAAGAUAUUCUCUCGAUGAACUUUGAAAUGAUCGAGGUCACUCAUCAAGUGAGUGCAGAUGUUCAUUCCAUGGCUCCUAAGUUGGAGGAUCCCGGUGCUUUCACAAUUCCUUGUACUAUUGGAAGCGCCAAUUUUGCUAAAGCUCUUUGUGAUCUUGGGCAAGUAUAA
Molecule: messenger RNA, 492 nt
Organism: Nicotiana attenuata
Lineage: Eukaryota; Viridiplantae; Streptophyta; Magnoliopsida; Solanales; Solanaceae
Product: bZIP transcription factor 44-like
Exons: 2
Coding region: 1-492 (163 amino acids)
Biological process (GO): positive regulation of DNA-templated transcription
Cellular component (GO): nucleus
Molecular function (GO): transcription cis-regulatory region binding; DNA-binding transcription factor activity
Source: RefSeq, a predicted model, not a curated record